CAUCCAUCACUUGCUUCCCACAAAGCACAUAAAAGCGAUAUAUUCAGAGUCACCUUUCACCAUCAAGAGCAGCAGCUCAUAAAAAUGUCUCACUGCCACGACGAGCACGUCGGCCACGGUGGUCACGACCAUGACCAUGAGCACGACCACUCAGACGACAUCACUCCCGCCGUGCAGCACUCUCUGUACAGCCAGAUCAACUUUGACCACAUUGUGACGCUCAACGAGGCGCAGCGGGACGUCGGGCAGGCUGUCGUCAAGAAGACGUGGCAGGAGAGGCUCAGCGUGGAACCUGAGCUGGCGAGCGAUGUGGAUGAGCAGCUCCUCAUGACGGUGCCAUUCACUUCUCAGAUCAAGCUUCACUCCAUCCUCAUCCGCACUUCCCCCUCUGCCUCAGCCCCCAAGACCCUACACCUCUUCAUCAACCGCGACGACAUCGACUUUGCCGCCGCCGAAGAGCUCGACCCCGUGCAGACCCUCGAGCUCUCCCAGACGGGCGAACUCCAGGAAGUCCCCGUUCGCCGGGCGCUGUUCGGCAAGGUCCAGCGUCUGGUGCUCUUCUUCCCCGACAACUUUGGCGACGGAGACGAGGACGUCACGAGGGUCUCGUACAUUGGGUUCAAGGGCGAGUGGACGCAGCUUGGACGGGCGCCGGCUAAUAUUAUUUAUGAGGCCGCGGCGCAGCCUGGGGAUCACAAGAUCAAAGGGACGACUAUGCCUCCCCGUCUACCGAUCCGACUCGCCCUCCCCCGGCCCUGCGCCGCGGCGGCAACCCGCCCCCUCCUCCUCCCCCUCACGGCGACCCGCGGCGUCAAGAACGGAUGGUCGACGGCUCCCCCUCGCAACAAGCACAAGCGCUUCAACCAGCCCUCGUCCGGUCUCCCCGCUCUCACCACCGGUCCUGCUGCUGCCCUCAAGCGCCGAGAGAACACGACGCCUCUCCGCACGGGUGUGCUGGCUAUCAAGAAGGGCAUGACGAGCGUCUUUGUUGGAAAGGUCCGCGUGCCGUGCACUGUUCUGCAGCUCGAUCAGGUGCAGGUCAUCGCCAACAAGACCCGUGAGAAGAAUGGUUACUGGGCUGUGCAGAUUGGCUCUGGCUCUCGAGACGGCCGCAACGUCACUAGCCCCUUGCUGGGAUACUACGAAGCCAAGGGUAUCGCCCCCAAGGCCGACCUCGCAGAGUUCAUGGUCCGCGAUCAGUCUGGCCUGCUGCCCGUCGGCGUCCAGAUCCUCCCGGACUGGUUCAAGAAGGGCCAGUACGUCGACGUCAAGUCCCGCUCGAGGGGCAUGGGCUUCGCCGGUGGUAUGAAGCGCCACGGCUUCUCGGGUCAAGAGGCGUCGCACGGAAACUCCAAGAACCACCGCACCAUCGGUACCACGGGUCCCUCGCAGGGCAGCGGUAGCAGAGUCCUUCCCGGGAAGAAGAUGCCCGGCCGCAUGGGCAACGAGUUCGUCACGGUGCAGAACCUCAAGGUCAUGAUGGUGGACAACGAGCUGGGCGUCGUGCUGGUCAGCGGGCCCAUCGCCGGUCCCAAGGGCCGCGUCGUCCGGCUCCAGGACUCCAAGAAGCGCAAGGCGCCCCCGCAGCCGCAUCGUGAGGCCGCCCUCGCGACUCUGCUAGAAAGGAACCCGGAUCACGCCGAGAAGCUCCAGGCCGCGAGGGAGAAGCACCUGGUGCUCAAGGAGCAGAGAGAGGCGGCGCAGCUCGAGGCCUAA
Fusarium keratoplasticum is the source of this 1716-nucleotide messenger RNA. RefSeq names its product PITH domain-containing protein. Bases 85 to 1716 code for a protein of 543 amino acids. The transcript has 3 exons. Gene Ontology annotation, biological process: translation. Gene Ontology annotation, molecular function: structural constituent of ribosome. Gene Ontology annotation, cellular component: ribosome; mitochondrial large ribosomal subunit. The record is from RefSeq and is a predicted model, not a curated record. NCBI's taxonomy places the organism in Eukaryota, Fungi, Ascomycota, Sordariomycetes, Hypocreales, Nectriaceae.